Molecule: messenger RNA, 1924 nt
Organism: Frankliniella occidentalis (western flower thrips)
Lineage: Eukaryota; Metazoa; Arthropoda; Insecta; Thysanoptera; Thripidae
Product: tubulin beta-1 chain
Exons: 4
Coding region: 166-1515 (449 amino acids)
Biological process (GO): mitotic cell cycle; microtubule cytoskeleton organization
Cellular component (GO): cytoplasm; microtubule
Molecular function (GO): GTP binding; structural constituent of cytoskeleton; GTPase activity
Source: RefSeq, a predicted model, not a curated record
CCGGCCGCCAGCAACACAGUCACCGGCCAACUCGCCCUCCCGCCUCCGAACCGAGCAGCAUAGAAAGUCCGUUACACUACCCGCGGAGCUUCACUUGGUCUCAGGCGAGCGUCGAGCGCGUACCCUCCUUCUCACCCAGCCUUAUUUAUUUCAUAUUUAUCAACCAUGAGGGAGAUUGUUCACAUUCAGGCUGGUCAGUGCGGCAACCAGAUUGGUGCCAAGUUCUGGGAAAUCAUCUCAGACGAGCACGGCAUUGACCCCACUGGUGCCUACCAUGGCGACUCCGACCUCCAGCUGGAGCGCAUCAAUGUCUACUACAACGAGGCAUCGGGUAAGGGUGGCAAAUAUGUGCCCCGUGCCAUCCUUGUCGACUUGGAGCCUGGUACCAUGGACUCUGUCCGAUCUGGUCCCUUCGGUCAAAUCUUCAGGCCAGACAACUUUGUCUUCGGACAGAGCGGUGCUGGUAACAACUGGGCCAAGGGUCACUACACAGAAGGUGCUGAGCUGGUCGACUCCGUCCUGGAUGUCGUCAGGAAAGAGGCUGAGAGCUGUGACUGCCUUCAGGGCUUCCAGCUGACCCACUCCCUUGGUGGUGGUACCGGAUCCGGUAUGGGUACCCUUCUUAUUUCCAAGAUUCGCGAGGAGUACCCCGACAGGAUCAUGAACACAUACUCCGUCGUCCCCUCACCUAAAGUGUCAGACACCGUCGUCGAGCCCUACAACGCCACCCUCUCCGUUCACCAGCUGGUCGAAAACACCGACGAAACCUACUGCAUCGAUAACGAGGCCCUCUACGACAUCUGCUUCAGGACACUGAAGCUCACCACCCCCACAUACGGAGACUUGAACCAUCUCGUUUCCCUCACCAUGUCCGGUGUCACAACAUGCCUUAGGUUCCCCGGUCAGCUUAACGCCGAUCUCCGCAAGCUCGCCGUCAACAUGGUGCCCUUCCCCCGUCUCCACUUCUUCAUGCCCGGUUUCGCACCCCUCACCUCCAGAGGCAGCCAGCAAUACCGCGCGCUCACCGUGCCCGAGCUCACCCAGCAGAUGUUCGACGCCAAGAACAUGAUGGCCGCCUGCGAUCCCCGACACGGCCGUUACCUCACCGUCGCCGCCGUCUUCCGAGGCCGCAUGUCCAUGAAGGAGGUCGACGAGCAGAUGCUGAACAUCCAGAACAAGAACAGCAGCUACUUCGUGGAAUGGAUCCCGAACAACGUCAAGACCGCCGUGUGCGACAUUCCUCCUCGUGGUCUUAAGAUGUCCGCCACCUUCAUCGGUAACUCCACCGCCAUCCAGGAGCUGUUCAAGCGUAUCUCCGAGCAGUUCACCGCUAUGUUCAGAAGGAAGGCCUUCUUGCAUUGGUACACCGGCGAGGGCAUGGACGAGAUGGAAUUCACUGAGGCCGAGUCCAACAUGAACGACCUGGUGUCUGAAUACCAACAGUACCAGGAGGCGACCGCGGACGAGGACGCGGAAUUCGAUGAGGAGCAGGAGCAGGAGGUCGAUGAGAACUAGGAAGUAGCCUUUCCUGUCAUUGUUUUACCUCUCUGUUGACGCUUUCCUCAUCCCUCGACUUUCCUUUUCCCUUUUUUUUUACUUUUCUAUUUUCUGCACGUGUCAUUCUUUUAUCGCCUUCUUCUUGAUUCUCUAUCAUUAUGUUUUUAAUUUCUGCGGCUGAGUCCUGUUAAUGUUUUUAAUGUAUUUUUCAGAUGUGUUUUGUACAUUUUCUGUAUCUGUAAGCUGUCUUUGUAAAGCUUUGUCUAUGAAUUCCCUACCACAUUCCUGGAUACUGCUAAAAGCCAUGUUCGUGAAUUUUUACUGUAAUGAAAGACUGAAAAGCUUUGUCCUGGCUUGUUCUCGAUUAGAAAAAAAUCUGCCUUGUAUGACUGCCAAGACAUUAAAGUUAUGGGCUAUUUAAUUCAAA